GAUGUGUCGGGGGUGUCUCCAGAGAGGGAGAGAGGAGAGGAGAGAGAGAGAGAAGCAUCACCAAUUCUAUAAUCAAUCAACAGAAACCAAACUUCUUCCCCCAGAAACGUCAUUUUCAUCGACAUCAAACCUAACCCAAUAUAUAUUAUACAUCGACCCGUCAAUUCUCUCUCUUUCUUGUAUAUAUAUUACUCAUCGACUCAUCAAUUCUCUCUCUUUUUUGGUUCAUUGACUCGUCGAUCGGUCGAUUGUUCGAUCAAUUGAUCUAAUUUAACGGCCAUGGAAGUUCGUCACACUCCGGCGACGGACAAUUCGUCAGUCCCUCAGCAGCAGCAGCGGCCGUCGCCGUCAAAGCAGCCCAAACCCUCUCCUAACCCCGUCGACACUUCUUCCGUCUCUCAAAGGCUUCAGAAGGAGUUGAUGUCUUUAAUGAUGAGUAGUGGAGACAUUGGAGUGUCUGCUUUUCCUGAAGGUGAGAGCAUUUUUGCGUGGAUUGGCACAAUUGAGGGCGGGAAAGCAACUAUGUAUGAGGGUUUAUCGUACAAACUAUCUUUGCGCUUCCCCCUGGACUACCCUUUCAAACCACCCCAAGUGAAGUUUGAGACGAUGUGCUUCCAUCCAAAUGUCGAUCAAUUUGGCAAUAUUUGUCUUGACAUUCUCCAGGACAAGUGGUCUUCAGCCUAUGACUGUAGAACUAUCCUUUUGUCCAUCCAAAGUCUCUUGGGAGAGCCCAACACCGAAAGUCCUCUCAAUAGCUAUGCUGCAACACUGUGGCAAAACAAGGAAGAUUACAAGAAAAUGGUACACAAGCACUAUUUUGAUGGAGAAGCAAUUGAAAGCUGAUUGAUAGAUAUUUCUCACAAAUGAGAGAAGUGACUAUCAUGCUGCCAUUAAUUCCUCUGAUAAAGCAAGCUCUUGAAACAGAGGUUGAUUUACUGGGAAAUGGAAGGUACAGAGUUCGUUCCUUGAAUGACAUUUGAAACAUAGAAUUUGUAAUUAGCAUCAAGUGUACUCUUCCGUUUUCUUGUUUAGUUGAACAUUCUUAAUACCAAAAGAGCAUUGAUUUUGCUGGUGUUAAA
Messenger RNA from Rhododendron vialii, 1079 nucleotides. RefSeq lists its product as uncharacterized. The transcript is spliced from 6 exons. Bases 280 to 843 code for a protein of 187 amino acids. NCBI's taxonomy places the organism in Eukaryota, Viridiplantae, Streptophyta, Magnoliopsida, Ericales, Ericaceae. The record is from RefSeq and is a predicted model, not a curated record.